AUGGUUUCCGAAAGGAUCUAUGAUCUAUGCCGUCCCAUCCUGGACAAUGAAGAGCUGGGAGAGGAGAGCAAGACUGAUGCCCUGGAGGAGCUGCUGAGCAGCGAGCCUUCAUCUUUGAAAGGCAAGGCGCUCGAGGAUGCCGUCCUAGGAGUUCUCUGGCAGUGGAAAUACUCCAGCGACAGCAAGUCCUCGCCGCCUCCGCCUCGGAGCACCAACGUGAUCCGUUCGCGCUCUCCUGCCCCGUGGAUACAGAGAGCUGCCACACCAAUCUCAGGCUCCAACUCGCCGCGACCUUCAGCAUCUACGCCUUCGGUACCUCCUGGCUUCGGCCCGACACCGCCUGCGCUUGCGAGGACAAAGUCCCAGACGGUUGGAUCACCCUUCUCCUCCCCCAAGCCUUCGCCGCGACUACCUCUGGCGACUCCGAUCAUACCACACAGCCCACGAUUGAGCGCCUACCAGUUCAGCGACUCUUCGCCAAACACCGAAAACUAUGGCGACUAUGGCAGCGACACCGUCGACUGGUUGCUCAACGAUGACACCAGCAGCCAGACCAGCUUUGGCGACUCAGGCUUCAUGAGCUCGGGCGAAUCCAUGCAACCUUACACCUCCGACAUGAGCCCGUAUGAUAUGCUGCGAUCGAUUUUGCAAGAUAACAAGACAGAUGAAGAGCUCGAGCAAAUACUCGAGGCCAACGGUUGGGAUCUCAGCCAGACCAUCAACUCACUGAUGGAAGCGCAAGGUGUGGAUUUGGCGGCAGCAGCGAUGCAGCAGCAGCAGAAGCGGACGUAUCUCAUUGGCAAGAGCAUGUCGCCAUCUUCGCGACCAGUGACUCCGGCUGGACAGCAGAGAUCCCCAACUGUGUGUCGAUACUGGCUGGCCAGCGGACACUGUGCUCGCGCCGAUUGUCGCUUUGCUCACGAGGUCCAGAACCAUAUCUGCAAGUACUGGCUGCAAGGAAAUUGCAUUGCAGGCAACUCGUGCCUCUUCUCCCACGAUCCGGCUGUCCUGAUGCAGCAACUCAACAUUGCCAACAGCGGCGCAAACACCCCACGGCAACUACCACCUAAUUUUCAGCUCUCUGACUUCGACAGCUUCCCAGCCUUACAACCUACGACUAGUAAUCCCUACGAAGAGGGCGAGAGUGUGGAAUCGAGCAGCCUGAACUCGAAUCAAGCCGGAUUUGCACAGGCGCCGCCGGGACUGUUUCCGACCUUCGUUCCAACCGGCCCUCGACUUGGCAGUGGCCCGGGCUCAAGACCAGGAAGUAGACACAACUCGCGCGCUCCAACGCCUAGUCAACAGGUAAAUUUCCAAGACGAUGAUGCAUUUCCUUCCCUCGGCUCAGCAGCCUCGAAGCCGGGUGGUAAGAGACAUCAUGGCAAGCGCGGAGGUCAUGGGCAUCACAAUCACGGACCGCCUGUCCAACAGCCAGGUAGUCUUGCUGACGUGGUGCGCAUGUCUCCAUCCCCAGGUCCUAAUGCGAGUAGGGAUGCCAUGCGUCGCGGUCUAAGGAACAAUCGAUCGUUCACCUCAACUCGCGAGAACUCAACAGCAGCCAUGGAUAUUCCUGCUCCCAAAGAAAUUCCUUGGCUCGAGACUGGCGACAAAGUCAAUGGCGCCUAUAUGAAAGCGAGGCAGGAGGCCUUCAAGCACGGUGGAUUGCGCAACAAGUUUCUGCAAUCCGCUGCACAAGCAUGGAAUCGCAACGACGCCCGAGGAGCCAAGGCUUUGUCCCUGCGCGGCCAGAACGAAAACGCACUGAUGCGCGAAAAGCACCGUGAAGCAGCCAGGGCAUUGUACGAAGAACGCAACAAGAAUCUCGCAACGGGCACCGGUAGCAAAGAACUCUACGUCGACCUGCACGGUCUCCACCCGGAAGAAGCAGUCCAGUACCUCUCCGAUUGUCUCCGCGAACAAAAGACCAGCUCUCGCCCCGUCUACGCCAUCUGCGGCACCGGCCAUCACAGCAAGAACGGCAAAGACAAGGUGGGCAAGGCGAUUCGACAGUUUCUCAACGAGUGGCGCUAUGCGUUUCGGGAGUUCAGCGUCCCAGGAGAUCGCAAUAACGUGGGUGGCAUCCUGGGCAUCAACCCGGCGAGCUUUGAUCGCAAAGUCACCUCUGUGAGUGUAGGGGGUAGCGAUAGCGGGGUGAGUCUGGAUGAUCGGAAGGAUACGAAGAUUAUGCUGGUCAAGGAGGAUCCACGCAAGGUUACCGCGAUGCCUUUGGCGGCGGCGGCUGCUACUGCUGACGAUGACGAGGGGGAGAGCUAG
Lecanosticta acicola is the source of this 2274-nucleotide messenger RNA. NCBI's taxonomy places the organism in Eukaryota, Fungi, Ascomycota, Dothideomycetes, Mycosphaerellales, Mycosphaerellaceae. The record is from the annotation of a GenBank genome assembly.